CCCACUCCCACGCCGACGUGUCACGCGUCCCGGCUAUAGAAAGUAUCUUCUCAAUGAACCUAAAACUACGUCAAAUGCAACAUCGACAUGGCGCGAGGGCGGGUGUUAGUGAGUGCAUUCCUUGGUUAUCUGAUCAUAUUAGUAAUCGUUUUAGCAGCCUUGAACCAAAGAUUUUCAAUUAGUGGUGUUCAGUACAUAAGAGCUCCGUCAACGAAACGUCAGAUGGCUUUCCCAAAUCGGUCUGUGUCUAUGUCGACAGCUGAAACGAAUGUGGUAAAAGAGCCCGAUUUGAACGUAACAAAGAGUCAUACCAUCACUCUUACCAUCCGCAUGACAAGCACAGUGAAGUUUAAAAAGCGUUUCUUUUGUGACCUCUUGCGAUCUGCUGUGCUGUUCUGGUCACCAAAACUUGGGCCCAUCAGUCUGAUAUUGGACAAGGGCUCCAAAGGCGACCGCAAGUUUGCUGCUAGGCUGGUCCAGCAGGAGCACGAACUAGGCUUCAAGUUUAACGUCAUAUACGAGCCUCUACCUCAAGACCAUAAGACCGUACUGAAGUCGCGUCUAGGCCUCGGCUAUGGGCGGCAGCUUUGGAGCAGUUUCAUGAUGGAUCUGUUCAUCGACGCCUCCAUCAUUGCUUGGAUUGACACAGACGGUGUAUUCACGACGCCUGUCACCCCCGAAAACAUCGUCAACGGACAACGACUACGGGUGGUGAGCAUCACUCAAGACUGGAAAAGACUACAUGAUCUCAAUUGGUUCCAAACAACAGAACGUGCAAUUGGCAAGCAGAUGGUGGCGGACUUCAUGACAUACUUUCCUGUCUAUAUUUGGCGAGAUACCAUCAUUAAUUGCAGGAACCACAUAUCACGGCAUAUGAAUGUAACUCGCUUCGAGGACGCUUUUCGAAAUCUUUAUAAUCUCAGCCCUGUCAACGUCAUCAUGAACUACGCCUUCUACUUUGAGCAUGAUCGUUAUGACUGGCAUUUAGAUGUUAACAAUGAUUUGAAAUCAUACAACAAGGAUCAUGUCCCUCCUGGUUUCGAAAUCAAACCCAGUCAGACUGUACCAGAUGUUCAGGUUUCCAUACACAAAGGGUACUACGACAAGCUUCCCAACCCGUUGCUACAGGGAUACUGCGUCGCCAAGCGGUACGUUAGCACCCUGCCUGCCUUCUGCAAACCCUUCGAAAAUGUCACCAACUUUCAGCUAUUUGAGUUCUGCUGGCAAGAGAAAUUAUUAAUUCAGGAACACCUCGGCACGUGGUGUGCGUCUCCCGAGGGCCACAGAGACUGCGCUCAACGUAUUGAAGCGCAUUAUGCAAAUGUCGUGAAAUAUUACAACUUGGGUUGGUUUGAUCUGGAUUUGGGCCGAGUCGGUGCUGUUGAAAAAAAAGCAGCACAGGAGAAAAGUAAAUGUCCCAAGGUUUUUUGACUUGGACUGAGGUUCACUCUGUGAAGUGUGUUUCGUAGUAAACACAACUUGGCUUAAACCUGUGAACAUGUUCAGAAAGUUUCAACUAAGCAAUACGAAACAUGUUCAGAAAUAAAAAAUACAAACCAAAAACCUUAACGACAAUUGCCAACUAUUGUGCCCAUCAAUACUUGAAACAUGUUUUGUAUUGAGCACGUGUGUAUUCGAAUAGGUAGAAAAUAUUUCGUUUUUUUUCUGCAUUGGUGUAUGUCUAAAAGGUAAAUUUAACUUCAAUUUCAGUCAUGUCUUUUGUUAAUAUUGUGAACCUAGAAUUUACUUACACUGACAACAUUUCUGAGAAAGGGGUUUAUGCUUGUUAUGCAUAUACGAACAGCAAUGAAUCAACAAAGAAUGGAGAAAAUAGAAUCCAGAAAGAUUUACAAAAACGCAGGUAUUUUUCUUUACAAACCAAAGUUCUAUCGUGUCUUCUUCAUAGGAUGGCGUCACAGUUUUGCUCACGAUUGUGAAAAUACGUAUAAAAGUUGAAAAUAAGGUUAACUGAGGCACAAAGGUGCAUCUUGAAGGUUUGUGUUCAAAGACAUUUACUGCAGCAGCCCUUUAAAGCAGCUUUGGUCUGAUUAGUCGAAGAGGUCGUGUAGAUCAUGAUUUCUUCCCCAAGUCUCUUGAAGUCCUUCCACAGGACCUUUCAGAAGACCAGUGCUGAGUACCAGGAAGAACAGCGACAAAGGUAUUUUACCUUUACACUUCGUCAUCAUUUUGAAGAGUGUCAGGCUUAGCUUCAGGGUAGAAAUUUUGAGUUGUACUUUUUUUAGGAGUUUGCCAUCUUGAAUCGAGAGCGAGACAUUCUCCGUAAAAAAAAAAAACAAAAAAAGUCUGCAAACCUAAUAAGCGUGACACUGAAGAUGAUGUUAUGGUGACAAAUUACAGAUUACUGUCAUUGUACUCCGAUGGGAAGGUUCCAGAUUAAGGAUUUAUUCCUUCAUGGCUAUUUUGUUUAAAACAGGGCUAUACCUGUCAUGAUAGUAAAAUAGUCUGGCUCCUUCCUUUCUCCGGGUGCUUAAUUAAUGAAUAAAGAACAACUACGGGAGCAUGAUUAUGGGACCAUGAACCCUGUCGUAUUGAUUAAUAGAUUCGAGAAAAACUACGAAUGGCCCCUUUCGCCUACAGACCUUUUUCCUGUGAUGUGCCAUUCACGAUCGUGCUGGGCCUACACUGUUUGAUGUGUUGUGAUGGUAAAGGUGGAUACUGUUGUGAUGGUAACCUACUUAUUCCACAAAAAAACUUGUCAAGCAUGCAGUGUUCGCAAGUGUGCUUGUACAUGUACGUGGUUGAAGCUGCCAUUGGAAUGUAUGCAAUCACCGUGGCCAUGGCGGUCUACACGUGGUUGUAUCGUUUACAUUUAGCACAAUCCAGUCGUGGGGCUGAAAAAGGCCUGUACAGAAACUCAUCACACCGUACAGAUCCAUCGUGCUGAAUGCGAUUGCUCAGUUAAGCAUACGUGUGUGGUGAAUUUAGCAUAAUUAUACGGUAAUUUGUUGACAGCGAUUUAAUGGAGCUGUGAAAAAGCCUUUCAGGGUCUGCCAGAAGUUUUACCUGAAUCAAAAACACGAAAACUCUCAUGUUGCUUUGUGUUUAGUGAUUAUUGUACUAAUGAAAACAACCACGUGUGGAAUGAAACAGCCCAAUAAGCAUUUUGUAAUUGCCAUGUCGUUGGUUUGUUAAAGGCAGCACUUACAACUCAAACCGGUGUGAUGGGGAUAUAUGCUCUUCCGAGAACAUUGUUUUUAUUUUUGGUAUUAUUCGAUUAACAAUUGUAGAGAGCAGCUUCCUUGAACGAAAUGGUUCUGUUAUUGUUUAUAACGUACAAAUACACUCAAACACACCGGCAAGCAGAUGUAAAUAUAAUAAUAAGUCUGUUUAAUUUGACUUCAAUAUUUCAUUUCACUUGAAAUCCGACUUUCCCGCAGAAAAGCCAUGUGUACUUACAAUUUGCAAACUUUGGGUUCCGGUAAUUAAGCCUCCUCUAUGGCCUGUGCUUCUCUUAUCAAGCUUAGUCAAUGAUAGGAAACGACGUUAUUGGAUUCUUAGGAAUGGUCAAAAGUGGUAACAGAAUUAGGGUAGCUCUGGAUUUGUUUCAAAUGAAACAAAAAUAAUACCAAUCUUCCUUAAGUGUGUCACGGUAUAUUUUGAAACGGGAGCGACAGCGAUAGUUUUUUUGUGCAACUGCAAGUUUCAUGCUUUGUUAAAUUAUUUUGUUUGGCCACUGCCAGACGGAUACAAAAAUUUUCAGUUUAGAUUUGGAACUGAAGGAGGGUGUCACGGCAGAGUUCGCCUGAAUGAUGAGGUGUUUAUACAGCAAGGCCAUUCCUUUUCAUCGACUUGUGGGAAAGGGUGGACCUUUUGUGUAUGAAUAGUGACCUGUAUUCCCCACCCAACGUCCGGGUUGGUCUUUUACUCCUGCAUGGAAACUGUACAAUGACUCACUGAAAUUGUUUAGAUUCCUGCACACGCAGCCCAUUUUCGGCAAGCAGCCGGGAACAGGCAACAGGGAACCCAGACGAACAAUGUAGGGUCAUUCUUCAAAAUGCUACGAAAUAAAGAGGAAUCGAAAAUGUUUGGACAGAG
Molecule: messenger RNA, 4056 nt
Organism: Acanthaster planci (crown-of-thorns starfish)
Lineage: Eukaryota; Metazoa; Echinodermata; Asteroidea; Valvatida; Acanthasteridae
Source: RefSeq, a predicted model, not a curated record